AUGGAUAACAUCGAAAAAGGGCGGUGUUCCGCUUUCGCUGCCACAUCGACUUCUUCAUACGAAAGUGAGAAGGAGAAAGAGAAACAGAAGGAGAAGCAGAAAGAGCAUGAAAUAGAAGACGAAAAAAAGAAGGAGAAAGACAAAGUGAAAGAGAAAGAGAAGGAGAAGAAGGAGAAAGAGACAGAGAAGAAGGAGAAGGAGAAAGAGAAAGAGAAGGAGAAGAAGGAGAAAGAGAGAGAGAAGAAGGAGAAGGAGAAAGAGAAAGAGAAAAAGAAAGGGAAUGAGAAAGAGAGAGGGAGAAGGAUAAGCAGAAAGAGAAAGAAAAAGAGAAAAAAAUAG
Haemonchus placei is the source of this 339-nucleotide messenger RNA. NCBI's taxonomy places the organism in Eukaryota, Metazoa, Nematoda, Chromadorea, Rhabditida, Trichostrongylidae. The record is from the annotation of a GenBank genome assembly.